This is a messenger RNA of Hymenoscyphus albidus, 1272 nucleotides long. The record is from the annotation of a GenBank genome assembly. NCBI's taxonomy places the organism in Eukaryota, Fungi, Ascomycota, Leotiomycetes, Helotiales, Helotiaceae.
AUGACUCCUAAGAGAGAUGGAUCCGAUUUUGACGAUGGUCCUGGUUGGACGGUGUGUCUAGCGCGGGUGAAAAUUCGUGGAUAUGAUUGGUUGGUACGUCCAAAUAUUCCAGCUUUCUCAUUAUUUUCUUGCCGGGUCGUGCGUUCAAACGUACUAUUCAUAGAGUGGGAAACAGAAUGCGGCUUUUGCCUUGUACAUUAUUGCAGUUGUGGUUUUGAUCGCAUGCUUGGUACUUGCAACACGCUUCAAGUGGGUUCGAAAGGCAGGGACGGAUAAAUUGCGACAUGUAGGAUAUAAAUUGGCGACUUCAUUUGCAUUGAUGUAAGAAACAUUAUUUUAAGUUCACGAGUUCCGCUGAUAUUAUCACAGUUACUUCCUUCUAAGUAUCAUUGUCAUCGCUUUGUUCGAGACCAGAGCAGCCGUUGUCCAUCUGUUUUAUAUCGUCUACAUUCUCGAAUCUUGUUUUCGGCGAAUUUCUGAGAUAUUGAUACUUUCCAUUAUACUUCGGAAGCUCUACGAAAGCUCGUCUUCGAGGAUGGUCCGUGGCUUGCCUGCAAUCAAUGGCGUGGCCACAACAAUUUUGGCCUUGGUCUCAUUGGCGGGGUUUGGUCUGUAUACUGGGUAUGUCGCUACUGGACUGAUUGCGACCUAUUCAUAUGGCUAUGGCGAUGAAGUUCCCGUUCCUCGAUUUUAUGGAGCCUCUGUAGAUUUUGGAUACAAUAUCCUCUAUCUUAUUGCUACCGUUAUCAUUGGGGUAUACUCGGUGCUUACUCUUAUUGAAGGGCGCUCAAAGGUAGAUCCUCACACUUCUCGUACCAUCAAAACGUGCUUCAGCUGAGCAGUCCGAUACAGGCGACUCUAUUGAUGGCUACCGUUGUAGCACCGGCUCUCGUUGUUCGCAGCUUAUUGGGCGCAGUCUCGCAAGGCGAAAACACAUUUCUUAACAUAGACACGCGGGAGCAGCUCGACAGCAUACUUGCGCUCUCAUGGGCAAGCUCUUUUAUAUAUGUACUCACGGCAUAUCCGAUAUUCCUCGGGGUUGCAUUCAUUGGGUGCAUUAAACCUCAGAAUCUGAAUUUCCUAUCUGAGCAGAAGCCCACUCCGUCCCAGAGCGAUCAGAAUGCCCUACCAGCUGAGUACACACAUAACGAAGCAUCAAAAUCCCAUCACUGUACUACACCAGUCUAUUCCAACAGUCAAGCCCCGAAAAGUUAUCCAGAUGGGCAAUCUGGGUUCAACGCCACGGCUCAUACUCAGCCAUAUGUCGUCUGA